AUGGCCGCUCUCUCUCUCUCCGAUGGUCGUCUCCACGACGUCUUUUUAGUUACACUUAUAGCUUGGCGCUUCGGAAUAUACCAUCGGCUCAUAGACAUUGAACUUUCAUUCACUUCUUUCGAUGCAGUCGGUACCACAGCUCUGUCUAUCCUGCCAAAGACGACUUCUGGUGGGGACGACUACUUGCUCGCGCGGUACACAGACUAUCUGGACACCCGUAGACAGCCUUGGGAGACACGCAAGGUGGCACAGUUGUUCGUCAGCUACACUCUUGGCCCUCUGAGUGUCCUUGUGCCUCUCGCACAAAUGGUGACUUGCUGCAAACUGAUGAUCUUUGCCUUUAACGAUUCGUAA
Messenger RNA from Protopolystoma xenopodis, 354 nucleotides. The record is from the annotation of a GenBank genome assembly. Lineage: Eukaryota; Metazoa; Platyhelminthes; Monogenea; Polystomatidea; Polystomatidae.